AUGGUGGCAUCCAGGCUGCACAAUUUAUGCACCGAGGUUCCCUCUGCUUUUGUGAGCCUCACACCCUCUGCUCUGUGCUUCCUCCCUACGUGCCACAGGUCCUCCUCCUGGGCCUCUGUCUUCAGUGUCAUUCCCACCAUCUGCUUUGGCUUCCAGUGCCACGAGGCGUGUGUGGCCAUCUACAGCAGCAUGAGCAACCGGAGCUUCUCCCACUGGGUCACUGUCUCUGUACUGUCCAUGCUCGUCUGCCUGCUCAUCUACUCCCUCACGGGGCUCUAUGGCUACCUGACCUUCGGCGAGGCCGUGGCCUCCGAUGUCCUGAUGUCCUACCCCGGGAACGACCCGCUCGUCGUCGUCGCCCGCCUGCUCUUCGGCGUCUCCAUCGUCACCAUCUACCCCAUCGUGGUGCUACUGGGCAGGUCGGUGGUGAAGGAUUUGUGGGCAGCCCCCAAGCGCGGGGCCGCGGCGGUGUCUGAGGCGGCUGCUCUCAUCGCCUGGGGUGUCCUCUCCGUGCUGGGCGGUGCCUUUGUCUGCGGGCAGAGCGCUGCCCUGGCCGUGCUGGGGCUGCUGCGCUGA
Molecule: messenger RNA, 576 nt
Organism: Manacus vitellinus (golden-collared manakin)
Lineage: Eukaryota; Metazoa; Chordata; Aves; Passeriformes; Pipridae
Gene: SLC38A8
Product: solute carrier family 38 member 8
Exons: 5
Coding region: 1-576 (191 amino acids)
Biological process (GO): amino acid transmembrane transport
Molecular function (GO): amino acid transmembrane transporter activity
Source: RefSeq, a predicted model, not a curated record